Fonticula alba is the source of this 965-nucleotide messenger RNA. RefSeq lists its product as hypothetical. The transcript is spliced from 2 exons. Bases 81 to 806 code for a protein of 241 amino acids. Lineage: Eukaryota; Rotosphaerida; Fonticulaceae. The record is from RefSeq and is a predicted model, not a curated record.
CUCACCGGGAUCUUCGCCUGCCACCCUGCCACCCCGAGCCUUCUUGCAUUUCAGCAUUCCCUCUGGCGAUCCUUCCCACAAUGAAGGCACCCCCCUCUGCUCCCGCCCCCUCGUCGGGCACGUCCUCUGGAUGGCUUGUGGGCUCGCGCUCUACCAAGUAUGAGGAGCUCGCCCAUGACUCGACGGUAGGCCCGACCGGUCCCAAGGGGCCCACCCAGCCCACUCCUCACUCGCGGAUCCUGGCCUUUCGCCGAGAGCUGGCCCGCAUCCUGGGCGACUUCCUGGUGGCAAUCGUCGUCCUGGCCGGAGUGCAUGUGGCUCUCAGCCGGUCAGAGGUGUCGGCCACCCUUCCCGUGGAUCAGUCUCCGGCCUGGACCGUGGGACUCGGGGGGGCCGCGGUCGGCCUUUUGGGGGCUGCCAGUCUGGCUGGCUGCUUGCAUCUUACAUCUUACGAGAAGAUGCUCUACUUCGUCAAGAAGGCCUCCACCAUUGUCUCCUUCUUCCUGACCAUGAGCUACUUCAUCUACUUCAUGUCCACCGUGCGCGAGCUGUCCCUUUUGGCGCGGACUUUCUGCCAUGGGUUCCAAAUUGCCACGGCCAUCAUCUCGCACAUCCGCCUGCAGGAUAUGCCCGAUCUGGGACUGGUUCCCAUGACCGGACGCGGGGUAGUCGACGAGGAUUCCGAGGACCGCUUCCCCAGCGCCUGCUCCUAUGAUCAGGAAUUCUCCGAGGAGUACCUGCGCACCAUUUUCCACAAGCGCCGCCCGCGGCCCACGCCCAACAUCGAGCGGCUGCUGAACAUCUAGGCCAAACGGAGGCGUGGGCAUGUAUGUGCUUGGCAGGCGCCCGUAUGCAUGCACGUGCGUGAUCAUAGCCACAACCAGUAGUGUACACACACACAUACACAUCUGCCUGUGCUUGUGUGGGGCCUUGAGCAUGCUAGGUGCGAUCAGGGGGAAAGGAAC